UGAAGGACUAACACAACUUCCAAAAGUCAUGCUACAGCGGUCUGAAAAUGAGAUAAUUUUACACUACAACGCUCUUACACACAAAACAUAUUUGGAAUAACAAGGAAACACGAAAGUGAUACCAUAACAACAUUAUCUGCUUGUUUUUAUUUUGCAUUUAUUAAUUAUUCGUAUUUGAUACGUUAAUCUUUUUGGUCCAAUUAAUGUGUUGAUGUGUUUUGAAGAGGUUUAUUGCAUGAGUGACCCUUCCACUGCUACCGCAUCAUAAAAUUUAUUUUGAAGCUAAUGUUUGGAUAAUGUUUAUUAGAGUGCGUGAUUUAUGCAAACUCUGCUCGAAAUUUCUGACUAAUGAUAAUAGAAUAUAACGGCUCCUAGGGUGCCCAUUUCACGGGAAAAAAUCGCAUUAUUCAAACGAAUUUACGACAGUAAAUACUAAAAGUAAAUGCUACCUUAAUAUUUGGCUCCGAUAAAGAAUCUGAUUAAUUUGAUCGGAAUUUCCGAAUAUGUUUUCGUAUUAACUUGAUACGUGCGUUUUGAUGAUGUAUGCAAACUCGGCUUCGAGUUUCCGAGUAAUGAUAAUAAAACGAAAUGACCUGAGGUGCUUAUUUUACAAGAAGCGUAUUCCAGGAACAGUGUCCGCCGACUUUUAGUGCAAAUUGGGUAAAUUGCAAGCGCACAUAAUCGUAAAAUAUUGUCCAAAGUCUCGAUAAGAGCGACGUUUAAUAAAUUCGCGUAUUUAAUGGCCCCGGUGCAAAUCCGUCCCGAUUUUAUGGGACCGGAUAAUAACACCGCAAUGCCGUGGUGGUAAAAAUCCUCGACAAAUUACAAUACUUCCAUACGUGUUUAUGCUUCCUCCUGAAAUACGAGAUCAGACAGUUCGGGAGAUGAAUGGACCACAAUGAAUGCGCUUUAACAAAUAAAGAGACACCACAGGCUCAGUCGAUCCGUUGGCGCGACUUCGAAAGCACUACGCGUACGGGAAUCUCGCACAAACACGCGAUUAUUUUUUAAAAUGCAGAAAAUGCAACGGUUGUGUGAGUGUGUAUCCGGUCUGACUCUAAAUUAAGCAAUUUUCGCCGGAAAAAUGGCAUGUAUAUGGCAAACAUUGCCUUAAUUCAGUCGAAAUCCAGGAAUUUGUCGUAAAUCGUCGGCGCGUCCUUUCCAAACUAACGAUAAUGUGUAAGAAAUAAUCACAAAAUGUGGAUCGCCGAUUUGAGAAUAGUGCUGGGCUUCUGCAUCUGUACGGCUUUGGCCUACCAAGGAUCCAAGCAGGAUUACAUCAAAUGGCGGGAGCGGUUCCUUCCGAAGAGGCCGACGACGACGGAGAGUGCAGUGACUAGUGCAAACGAUAUCCACUACGAAAAUCUGAAAUUGAGGCACCAUUCGCGCUUCCCGAAUUUGGACAGAGUUCUGGUCAAGAUAGACAAUUUGCAGAAGAAGAACGACGUGCAGCCGGUUCAUAAUAGGAUUAGGCACCAGAACGUGUACAAGACCACCACCACGACCACCACCACGACUGACGAAGGCCUUUUCGGCGACGAUUAUUCCGAUCCGGAGUACGAAGAUGACAACAACGAUGAGCUCAAUGACUACGACGAGUGGGACGACGAGAAUUUCGAUGAUUACGACGACGAAACCUUCGACAGUGACGACCCUUUCGCCGACGAAUGGCAAAACGAAGAAGCCACCGAGCCCCCAGCUCCUGUCUCUUCUUUCACCAAAUACAAGUGGGACAAUUACGGCACUCGCUCAAGGGUUGAAGAAAGCAGACGGCAGCAGCUUGAUCUCAAGCCCCAUAACGAAGGAAGAGCAAUAAACGCCGCAUUGGAGCACUACGCGAAGGUCCGCCAAGAAGGCCAAUGUCGCAAACCAUUACCAAAAGUGAUCUCAGUCCAAAGCGAACAUCCCGAUCCUAGCAAAACCUACACUCCUCAUUGCACCAUCCUGCAUCGUUGCGCCGAAGACACAGGAUGUUGCGCUAACCACACGACCAGAUGUGGGCCCAAAACCCAAGUCCUCGUUCACCUUUACUUUUACGCGAAAACCUUAGGCGUGCCCGGAACCAAAGUAGAAAAGUUGACUUUUUACAAUCACACGGAAUGUGCUUGUAUCGAAAAAUCGAAAGGGCCGACAACACUACCCGAUGAAAAUAUUAACUUGACUCACGGACUAUCCCUCAAGCAGGGCUCCGAACCGGAAAACAUGCGAAACUGCAAAUGCCCGGAGGAGUUCACCCCGAAAUUCCGGUACGAUUCCAGAUGCAGUUGCGAUUGCGAGGAGUAUAAUCAGGACUGCAUCAGGAUGAAGAAGGGGAAGGAGUACUUCAGUCUCACUGACAGAAGGUGCAUCAUCGAGAACCAAUGCGGAAUUCCGGUUUGCGAGUAUGGGGUUUACAUGCGCCAUAUGGGUCGCUGCCAACGAAAACAGGAGAAAUUCGAUAGUUUUAGCAAAAUGACCGUGAAAUGAAUCGUAUUAUUAAAUUUAGUGUAAUUAAAGCAAUUUUGCCAGUGAUAUAUUAGUGAAUUUAUUUGACGGUGACUUUAAUUUGUGUGAAAUGUGGGUUUCCGCAAUUCGGAGCGCACUGAAUUGGCGGAAAUUUACAAGAAUUCGUGUACGGUGCAUGUGUUUAUUGUAUAAGUGUCUUUUUUUUAUUGUACCCGAAACCUAGUCUUUAGGUCAAAUUAGGUGCUGUAUUUAAAAGCUUCGAUGAUUAAUAUAACUGUCUCAAGGAA
Tribolium castaneum (red flour beetle) is the source of this 2732-nucleotide messenger RNA. Its product is annotated as PDGF- and VEGF-related factor 3. Bases 1198 to 2466 code for a protein of 422 amino acids. Gene Ontology annotation, cellular component: membrane. The record is from RefSeq and is a predicted model, not a curated record. The transcript has 7 exons. Gene Ontology annotation, biological process: hemocyte migration. NCBI's taxonomy places the organism in Eukaryota, Metazoa, Arthropoda, Insecta, Coleoptera, Tenebrionidae. Gene Ontology annotation, molecular function: growth factor activity.